Messenger RNA from Miniopterus natalensis, 4103 nucleotides. It is a transcript of the gene LIG4, whose product is annotated as DNA ligase 4. Lineage: Eukaryota; Metazoa; Chordata; Mammalia; Chiroptera; Miniopteridae. The record is from RefSeq and is a predicted model, not a curated record. Gene Ontology annotation, molecular function: ATP binding; DNA ligase (ATP) activity; DNA binding. Gene Ontology annotation, biological process: nucleotide-excision repair, DNA gap filling; immunoglobulin V(D)J recombination; double-strand break repair via nonhomologous end joining. Gene Ontology annotation, cellular component: DNA-dependent protein kinase-DNA ligase 4 complex; DNA ligase IV complex.
GGAGCGGCUGGCAGGACUGGCUUUGGGGGUUCCUGCUUCAGGUUUGGUGGCGGCGCCUGAGGCUUCGCGUCAGUCUUUCAUGAGCUUACUGGCUCCCACGGGCUUCUGGCUUUUUCUUACCGCUGAUUUCUUUCUGCUGAGAUUCUCCCCAUGUCAUCACACAGUGCUGUGGGAGCUGAACCAGAGGAUUCACCCAUUGCUUCUAUGGCUACCUCACAAACUUCAGAAACUGUUGCAUCUCACGUUCCUUUUGCAGAUCUAUGUUCAACUUUAGAACGAAUACAGAUGAGUAAAGGACGUGCAAAUAAAACAAGACACUUCAGGGAAUUCUUAGAUUCUUGGAGAAAAUUCCAUGAUGCCCUUCAUAAGAACCAGAAAGAUGUCACAGACUCUUUUUAUCCAGCAAUGAGACUUAUUCUUCCUCAGCUAGAAAGAGAGAGAAUGGCCUAUGGCAUCAAAGAAACUAUGCUUGCUAAGCUUUAUAUUGAAUUGCUCAGUUUACCUAGAGAAGGAAAAGAUGCUCUUAAACUUUUAAAUUACAGAACACCUACUGGAACUCGUGGAGAUGCUGGAGACUUUGCAAUGAUUGCAUACUUUGUUUUGAAACCAAGAUGUUUACAGAAAGGACGUUUAACCAUACAGCAAGUAAAUGACAUUUUAGAUUCAAUUGCCAGCAAUAAUUCUGCUAAAAGAAAGGACCUAAUAAAGAAGAACCUUCUUCAGCUUAUAAGUCAGAGUUCAGCACUUGAACAAAAGUGGCUUAUACGGAUGAUUGUGAAGGAUUUAAAGCUAGGUAUUAGUCAGCAAACUAUAUUUUCUGUUUUUCAUGAUGAUGCUGCUGAGUUGCAUAAUGUCACCACAGAUCUGGAAAAAGUCUGUAGGCAACUACAUGAUCCUUCAGUAGGACUCAGUGAUAUUUCUAUCACUUUAUUCUCUCCCUUUAAACCAAUGCUAGCUGCAAUAGCAGAUAUUGAGCGAAUUGAGAAGGACAUGAAAAACCAUAGUUUCUACAUUGAAACCAAGCUAGACGGUGAGCGUAUGCAAAUGCACAAAGAUGGGGAUGUAUAUGCAUACUUCUCCCGAAAUGGAUUUAAAUAUACAGAACAGUUUGGUGCUUCUCCACAGGAAGGUUCUCUUACACCAUUCAUUCAUAAUGCAUUCAAAACAGAUAUACAAAUUUGUAUCCUUGAUGGUGAGAUGAUGGCCUACAAUCCUAGUACACAAACUUUUAUGCAGAAGGGGAAUAAAUUUGAUAUUAAAAGAAUGGUAGAAGAUUCUGAUCUGCAAACUUGUUACUGUGUUUUUGAUGUAUUGAUGGUCAAUAAUAAAAAGCUAGGACAUGAAACCCUGAGAAAGAGGCAUGAAAUUCUUACUGGUAUUUUUACACCAAUACCAGGUAGAAUAGAAAUAGUGCAAAAAACACAAGCUCAUACUAAUAAAGAAGUAAUUGAUGCUCUGAAUGAAGCAAUAGAUAAAAGAGAAGAGGGAAUCAUGAUAAAACAACCGCUAUCCAUUUAUAAGCCAGACAAAAGAGGUGAAGGAUGGUUUAAAAUUAAACCAGAGUAUGUAAAUGGACUGAUGGAUGAACUGGACAUCAUAAUUGUCGGGGGCUAUUGGGGUAAAGGUUCACGGGGUGGAAUGAUGUCUCAUUUUUUGUGUGCUGUUGCAGAGAAGCCCCCUUCUGGUGAAAAACCAUCCAUAUUUCAUACUCUCUCUCGUGUUGGCUCAGGUUACACCAUGAAAGAACUGUAUGAUCUGGGUUUGAAACUGGCUAAACAUUGGAAGCCUUUUCAUAAAAAAGCUCCACCAAGUAGCAUUUUAUGUGGAACAGAGAAGCCAGAAGUAUACAUUGAGCCUUGUAAUUCUGUCAUUGUUCAGAUUAAAGCAACGGAGAUUGUUCCCAGUGACAUGUAUAAAACUGGCUGCACUUUGCGUUUUCCACGAAUUGAAAAGAUAAGGGAAGACAAAGAGUGGCAUGAAUGCAUGACUCUGGAUGACUUAGAACAACUUCGAGGGAAAGCGUCUGGAAAGCUUGCAUCUAAACACCUUUGUGUUGGUGAUGAUGAACCACAAGUAAAAAAGCGGAAAGCUGCCCCAAAGAGUAAGAAAGUUAUUGGAAUUAUCGAGCACUUAAAAGCACCUAACCUUUCUAAAGUAAACAAAGUUUCCAAUAUAUUUGAAGAUGUGGAGUUUUGUGUUAUGAGUGGACUAAACAGCCAUCCAAAGCAUGAUCUGGAGAAUAGAAUUGCAGAAUUUGGUGGUUAUAUAGUACAAAAUCCAGGCCCAGACACAUACUGUGUUAUUGCAGGGUCUGAGAACAUACGAGUGAAGAACAUAAUAUCUUCAAAUAAACAUGAUGUUGUCAAACCUGAGUGGCUACUAGAAUGUUUUAAGACCAAAAGCUGUGUGCCAUGGCAGCCUCGCUUUAUGAUUCAUAUGUGCCCAUCAACAAAACAACAUUUUGCUCGUGAAUAUGAUCGUUAUGGUGAUAGUUAUUUUGUUGAUACAGAUUUGAAUCAACUGAAGGAGGUGUUCUCGGGAAUUAAAAAUUCUAGUGAACAGACUCCUAAAGAAAUGGCUUCUGUGAUUGCUGAUUUAGAAUAUCGAUAUUCCUGGGACUGCUUUCCCAUCAGUAUGUUUCGACGCCACACCAUUUACUUGGACUUGUAUACUGUUAUUAAUAACUUGAAUACUAAAAUCGAGGGCACAAGAUUAGCUAUUACAGCCUUAGAGCUUCGAUUUCAUGGAGCAAAAGUAGUUUCUUGUUUAGCUGAGGGAGUGUCUCAUGUAAUCAUUGGGGAGGAUCAUAGUCGUGUUGCAGAUUUUAAAGCUUUUCGAAGAACUCUUAAGAGAAAGUUUAAAAUUCUUCAAGAAGGUUGGGUAACUGAUUCAAUAGACAAAUGUGAGUUACAGGAGGAAAAUCAAUAUUUGGUUUAAAGCUUGUUUUUUUAAUCUAUUAAAAUCUAUGCUUGAACAAUAUUAUUAGAUAUAAGAAAGCAAUAAUUUUCACUUUUGAGAGAGAAAAGACACUGAAUGGCCCAAAGCCAAGAAAGAAAAAGUUCUUUCAGCAAUGUAGUAUUUGAUGAUUUUUAUAACCAAGAUGAAAUAAGCAGUUUAAAGGUAUUUAUUUAAUAUCCCUAAUGAAAUCUAGAAGUUUGACUCAGAUAUUAAUGAAAUACAUGUAGAAGCUUUUAGAGUCAGAGUAUUGACCUAAACAGGAUUUUCUGAAGCCAUAAUAGUUUCUAUCUAAUAAAAACAUUGUGAGAAAAAAGCAGAAUUGUUACAGUUUUAAACUGAAGGCUGAAUUCUUUUAAAUGUGAAAUGUUGCAAACAAAUUUAAAUUUUAAUUUUAAGGUAAAGCUCAUGAAUAAGACCUUGUCAAUGAUGUCAUUAGCUAAAUAAGAGGAAGUGGAAUGGCACUUAAUAGUCUAAAAACUUAGAAUUAGAUCAGUUUGAUUAAAACAAAUCUCUUGAGAUUUUAAAAGUCCUUGGCCCACAUUUAACUUUUUUUCUAAAAUAGAGCAUGUUUUAAAGAAAGUAUUUUAUGUGAAUUUGUACUCCAGUAUAAAUGAUAUUCACAGAGUAAUUUUCCUAGAUACAGUUAAUCUCAAAAUGGCAUGUGUAUUGUAACUUUUAUUACAGAGAAAUAUAUUGCUUUGACUUUUAAUAAAGUCACUUAUCCUUAGGUUAUUUAAAGUCAGUGUGUAGAGUAUAUAUUGUGUUUGAAUUUAUAUGCCAAAUUGUAGGAUAUAGCUUAUGCGUUUUGAAAAAUAUGACACCAUUGAAAUACUUGGAAUUUGGUAGCUGAGAAACUGUGUGUAGGUCAUUUGCAAGUAAUUAGAAAUGUUACCUAAACAGUGCAACAAAUGCCUUUCAAGAUUUUUCUCAUCUCUAAAGGCUGGCAAGUUCAGUUUCUUAGUGCUGGGCAUAUUUAUUUUUAUUCACUCCAUAGGUAUUCUCAUCCUGUCCCACGGCUUUAAAUAUGCCGAUAAUGCCCACAAUUUUUAGCCUUGAUUUCUUUGCUGAACUCCAGUUCAUAUAUAUCUAACAGUGUAAUAUUGUUAUGUAUCUUAAUUUAAAUAAACUAUAUAGUAUCGAAAUUA